CCUCCAAUCACUUCAAUCCAACCGUUGUCGGUACCAUGACUUAAGGAACUCUUUUGCCGAGCUCUCCAACGUGUAUGUUCAGCCUGAACUCAGACUUUAUAAAGCUUGUGUAAAAUGGGUCGACGCAAGUCUAAAAGAAAGCCUCCUCCAAAGAAGAAGAUGACAGGGGAUCUGGAAACUCAGUUCACCUGCCCCUUCUGUAACCACGAGAAGUCAUGUGAUGUCAAAAUGGAGAGAAGCAGGAACACUGGAGUAAUAUCAUGCUCUGUCUGUUUGGAGGAGUUCCAGACUCCUAUUACCUAUCUGUCGGAACCUGUAGAUGUGUACAGUGACUGGAUAGAUGCCUGUGAAGUAGCCAAUCAGUAGUCCUCAUGGAGCUGGACGCGCCUCAGGAAGCUGGAGAGGUCGAACAUGCGUUAAUAGGGCCGCGCCUAUUCAGAUCAUGCUGCUUCAAGGAUACAGUUGAAACAUUGAACCAUGAUAUUUUGUGAAUUUUGAUGGUCAGUAAAGACAUACAACUCUGGUAGCAGCGGCCUCGCUUCAGACUCCUUAGCAAAAAAAAACAACAACUUUCAUCUUGAUUAAGUUUAUUGUAAGAUAGUAGCCUACGACUUUAGCUUUAAAUCAGAUUUUAUAUAAUUUUUCCUGUGUAGGGUACCUUGACUUUUCCUUGAUACGGCAGGGUGGUUUUGUUUUUAAAUGUAAUGUUAGAUGGCCCUGAAACAAAUGCUGUCUUUUUAGAUAUUUAAUUUUGAAAUAAAAUGGAAACCAAGAUAUUUAGUUUAUUCUUACUGCUAGAUAUUGCAGAUUCAUAGUUUAUGCAAAAAGUGCAUAAUUUGAAGAGGUCAGGUCCUUGCAUGUAAUUGUGAGAUCAGUAAGUACUGGAUGAAGUGUACUAAAUUAACUCGCAAUGAUCAAUUUAUGCAAAGGUUUAAAAAUUCAAGCUCUGCAGCUUUUUCACCUUAAUCCCUCCGCAGGAUCUCUUUGAAUUGCAACAUUGUCUUAUUUACUGUAUUUAAACUUGGAGCUGGUGGGAACUUCUUCAGAUAGAUUUAGAUGUAAUUUAGGUAAAUGAUGCUUUGAAUUAGUUAUUUUUGUCUUAAAUGCUGCAGAUUGCCAGUUAGUUUUUGCAUAAAUAAAAUAACCCAUCAUUACCUCUAGAGAGAGCAUGAUAUCACCAGUUUUCUUCGCCAACACAACACUGUUAAAACACUCUGCCUCAUCUUAAAGUACUGCAGCUUUAGGUCAUCUAAACACAAUAAAAUGAUUAAAUGCAGAAUAAAACCAGUUAGCUACAUAGUUUAGAGGUCAUUAGUUAAAUGGUUCAUUAUUCCUUAAGUUUUCACUUCAUUGUUUUUUCUUGUUUGAUGAAAGAAUCUUGCCCUAAAAGAGGGAAAUUCAGAAAAGAGUAUUUUGCUCUGCUGAAAUCUGUAAUGCUGGUUGAUUUUAAAUUAAUUGUAAUGCUUUCAACUGUGAUCAGUGAAAUAAAGACUUCUUACUUGA
Molecule: messenger RNA, 1503 nt
Organism: Gambusia affinis (western mosquitofish)
Lineage: Eukaryota; Metazoa; Chordata; Actinopteri; Cyprinodontiformes; Poeciliidae
Product: transcription elongation factor 1 homolog
Exons: 4
Coding region: 115-366 (83 amino acids)
Biological process (GO): transcription elongation by RNA polymerase II
Cellular component (GO): transcription elongation factor complex
Molecular function (GO): RNA polymerase II complex binding
Source: RefSeq, a predicted model, not a curated record